GAAAUAAAACCCCCGGAAUAAAGACCCCCGGAAUAAAAACCCCUGGGAAAAAAAACCCCAGGAAAAGAAACCCAGCAAAAUUCAAAUUCAAAAUAAUUUCUUAUACAACUGCAAAUUUUAUUAUUUUCAAUGUUCAUUAGCUCAUUUCUUCCCUUAAUCCCAGACAUUCCUAAUGAGUUUUUGUAGUUAAAUGGGUAAUUAAUGAGCGCGGUAAAAUAAAAUCUCCUAUUAUUAUUGCAUUUUGCAAAUCUUGUUGAUAAGUGCACUUAAUCGUAAUUAGGCAUUCUUAAUGGGGUUACAUUCUUUUCAAUCCCAUUGACGAUGGUUUCUAUAUAAAUUAAUAUUUUCAAAAUAAUUGUUACAAUUUAACAAACUAUGGAGGUGAUAACUUCAAAUAAAGGUGGUCAAAAGUUAUGUUUUGGUGGUUACAUGUACGUUGUACAUAAACGAUGUGCUAACAAUAUUCGCUGGAGAUGUAAUAAAUAUACUUCAUUAAAGGUAAACCUUUUUUUAUUUUUUGCCAUUAUACCACUAUGGUCUAUAGCGCAAUCAAAACCGAGAACGAGACAUUUCGUGGAUUGCCACAGUAGAACGGUCAGGUAUUAAAGUGUUCUACUUUGGCAAUGCACGAAAUAUCUCGUUCACGGUUGUGAUCCUACUAUAAGUGUUAGGUAUAACUUCAAUAAAUGAAUAUUUUAAAUAAAUUUAUUUACUUUUUAUAGUGCCGGGCGAUACUCGUCACGUCGUUGGACAAUGAGGAUCCAGAUUUACGGGCAGAGCAUAAUCAUCCUAAUAAUGCCGAAGAAAUCAAUGCGGUCAAGUGUAUCCAAGGUAUGAAGGUUAGAGCUAGGGAUACAUUGGCUAAACCUAUUCAAAUAUAUGCCGAAGCUGUGCAACAAUUGCCAAACUCGACACGUGCUGUAUUGCCAACUGAAGAUGCAAUUAAAAGGACGUUGCGAAAUCACAAGGGCGCUAAAUUUCCAGAUCCACAAAGCUUGCAAGAACUUCUUAUUGAAGGCGACUGGCGUACUACAGGAGAGCCCAACAAUGAAAGGUUCCUCCUACAUGACAAUGGACCAAAUUCGGACGAGCGGGUGAUAAUAUUUGCUACUGAUGGAUGUUUGGUCCAUCUUGCGAAUUCUACAGCGUGGUUUGUAGAUGGGAACUUCUCUCUAGCGCCAAAUCUUUUUUUGCAACUAUAUGUGGUGCGUGUCAAAAUACAAGGACUUUUUGUAACAUGCGCUUAUAGUUUGUUGCAAAGGAAGACACAAACCAGUUACGAAAUCAUGCUCAGGGCACUAGUAAGCAGUUGCGAGGAGAGAAAUCUGUUUCCAGAUCCUCUAUCAAUAAACAUGGAUUUUGAAAGAGCUGCAAUUCAAGCAUUUCAGGCUGUAUUUGGAGAUCAUAUUACUAUUCGCGGGUGCUUUUACCAUUUGUGUCAGUCUACCCAACGAAAAUUACAAGAACUUGGGUUGCAACGUCGCUAUCGAGAAGAUGAAGAUUUUUCAAACUUUUGUGGUAUGCUGGACGGCUUAGCCUUUCUACCUUUGGAAGAUGUUGCCAGAGGUAUGGAGUUUUUAAGGCAAAACAUCCCCGAAGGUGCCGAAGACCUCGUGGAGUACUUCGAUGCCACGUACGUGUCAGGGACAAAUAGACGAGUAGGAAAUGUCAAUGAUGAUAAUGUGCGGAUACGAAAUGUCCCGCCGGUUUUUCCUCCGCCUUGCUGGAAUGUACAUAAUACCACCCUUCAAGACGAUGAGCGGACUAACAACCAUACCGAAGGUUGGAACCAUCGAUUUUCGACCUUGGUCGGCCAAAACCAUCCCACCGUAUGGGUGCUCAUACAAAAAAUGAGGCAGGAAUUAUCGACGGAUGAAACCAAGGUGCAGCAGCGACAAAUAGGAAGACAAAUGCCGAAAAAGAAAAAGCCAGCUUAUGUUGUUAUGCAGGCUAGGCUGAAACUGUUAUGCGAAGAGUAUCGGGAUGGAGUAAGGAAUUUAGUAGAUUUUCUAAAUGCUGUUAGCCAUAACAUAAGAUUUUAAUAACCAUACAUGUACAUGUGUUCAGUGAUCUCACCUAAUAAUAACUGUUACCCUGUACCAUAAUGUUUUUUUAUUCUAUUUCAAUAAAUAUACUUUUUUCAUUAUUGCAUUAAUUAAUUACCCAUUUCAAUGUACCAACUCAUUAUUAUGAAUUGGGUUAAGAGAACUUAUGAGUUAAUCUGCAGUUGUUACCAACUUCGC
Photinus pyralis (common eastern firefly) is the source of this 2243-nucleotide messenger RNA. RefSeq lists its product as uncharacterized. Bases 834 to 2042 code for a protein of 402 amino acids. The transcript is spliced from 2 exons. NCBI's taxonomy places the organism in Eukaryota, Metazoa, Arthropoda, Insecta, Coleoptera, Lampyridae. The record is from RefSeq and is a predicted model, not a curated record.